AAUAUUCAAAUAUUAAAAGAAGAAAUAAGGCAAAAUUGAAGAGGACUUUAUAUUUCUAAAUAAUGAUACUUACUUUAUUGCUACUGUGUUUUCUUCUUAUACUAUUAUAUUACUAUUAUAUUCUUUGUGAUAGAAAAUUUGUGCAACUUAUUGAUAAAAUACCGAGUGUACCGUCACUUCCAAUAUUUGGCCACGCCUUAAUAUUAUGGAUGCCAUCGCGAGAAGACCUUUGGAAGCUUCUGCAUGUAUAUACUAAUAUUUAUUAUCCAAUAUGGAAGCUUUGGUUAGGACCAUUUGCUUAUGUCAGUAUUUGUCAUCCAGAUGAUUUAGAGAAAGUAUUAAGUACUACAAAACAUCUUGAAAAAGGUUCUGUUUAUACUUUGUUAAAUCCUUGGUUGGGAACUGGACUAUUAACUAGUAAAGGAACAAAAUGGCAUGAAAAACGAAAGAUACUAACACCUACAUUCCAUUUUAAUAUAUUGAACCAAUUCGUUGAGAUGUUGAUUGAGGAAGGAAAUCAUAUGACACAAUCUUUAAAGAAUAUUGAAGGAUCGACUGUUAAUGAUUUAGUAUCCUUUAUCAGUUUUCACACAUUGAAUGCAAUAUGCGAAACUACUAUGGGCACUUCCUUGCAUAAAAUGGGCGAGUUCCAAAAGCAAUAUCGCCAAGCAAUAUACGAAAUGGGAGAAAUUAUACUUUAUAGAUUAAUAAGACCAUGGUUUGUUUUCGACACGAUAUUUGCAUUAACACCAAUGGGUAGAAAACAAAUCAAAUGUUUGAAAAUAUUGCACGAAUUUACGGAAAAAAUUAUUGCAGAAAGGAAGCGAUAUCAUGAACUUACUGAAGGACGAUAUUUAAAAAAUUUUGCAAAUGGGAUAAGUAAUAUUGAAACAGAUGAUGACGAGAUGUUGGGAGUGAAAAAAAAACGACUCGCUAUGUUGGACCUUCUGAUAUCGGUGGCUCAAGACUACGGAAUGAGUGAUUUAGAUAUCAGAGAAGAAGUUGAUACAUUCACAUUCGAAAAUUUUCUAUCACAGGGUCAUGAUACCGUAGCGAUGGGUAUAACUUUUGCAAUGUUGUUACUAGCUGAGCACAAAGAUAUCCAGGAAUGUGUCAGAAAGGAAGUUAAUGCCAUCAUGCAAGCAAAUGAUGGAAAACUUUCCAUGUCGGCAUUAAAUAAUAUGUCUUAUUUGGAAAGAUGUUUGAAGGAAUCAUUGAGAUUAUAUCCUAGUGUUCCUUACAUGAUGCGAGUCUCAUCAGAAGAUGUAAAGCUACAGUCAUAUUUGGUGCCUUCUGGAACAACAUUAUUUCUUAAUAUCUACAGCACUCAUAGAGAUCCCAAUUUCUGGCCAAAUCCAGAAAUAUUCGAUCCAGAUAGAUUUUUGCCUGAGAAAAUCCAAAAUCGUCAUUCUUAUUCCUAUAUACCAUUUAGUGCAGGACUACGAAAUUGUAUAGGUCAACGAUUCGCUAUGUUGGAAAUGAAAGCUAUAAUAGCGCCAUUGAUAUACAAUUUUUAUUUGGAACCUAUAGAUUAUUUAAAGGAUGUUCGUUUGAAAUUGGAUAUUAUAAAUCGUCCUGUACAUCCUAUUCGAUUACGAUGCAUUCCAAUCAAUCAUACGCCAUCGACUUCAUUUAGAACUAUAUAAUUUUUAUUAAAUAAGAAGAAAUGAAUUUAAAUGAUUUGAAAAAUUUCUUAAUAUCAUACAAUCUUCCUGAAAUUGUAUUUUUUAAAAUAAUACAGUUAUUUUCUUAA
Messenger RNA from Pogonomyrmex barbatus (red harvester ant), 1753 nucleotides. RefSeq names its product cytochrome P450 4C1-like. The record is from RefSeq and is a predicted model, not a curated record. Gene Ontology annotation, molecular function: iron ion binding; monooxygenase activity; oxidoreductase activity, acting on paired donors, with incorporation or reduction of molecular oxygen. NCBI's taxonomy places the organism in Eukaryota, Metazoa, Arthropoda, Insecta, Hymenoptera, Formicidae.